UUCUGAAGACACAGAAAAGAGAUAACACGCUUGAGGUUUCAUCUGAUGCUUGUUAUCGGACAACAAUCUAUGUGCUGAACUUGACGGAACUAUCGAGGAGCAAUGGAUUUGUUUACAUAUCUGAACUUGAACGAACUCGCUCUUGGUCUUUCCAAUCUUCAGAUGUUUCCUUUCUUUGAUUCUGCGCAUUACAUAGUGUCCGUAAUGGCUCUGAGAGAGCAGCCAGGUGCGCUGGAGGUGUCGAGGAGAAGUCCUUUGGCGUGCUGGUUUAGCUCUAUGCUGUACUGUUUUGGAGGGGCCGUGUUGUCCAGUAUGAUGAUGGCUGAACCACCCAUCGCCCCUCUCUCCAACAGCACCAAUGUCCUGUUGGCCUCCUUUAUAUGGUAUCUGGUGUUCUACUGUCCUCAGGAUCUCAUCUAUUCCUCUGCCACAAUUCUGCCACUGCGAUUGGUUCUGAGUGGCAUGAAGGAAGUGACACGUACAUGGAAGGUUCUUGGAGGAGUGACUCAAGCCCAGAAGAAGUAUAAGGAUGGACUGCUGGUCAUGAUCGCAAUUGGCUGGGCCAAAGGUGCAGGUGGUGGUCUGAUCAGUAACUUUGAGCAGUUGGUUCGAGGAGUCUGGAAACCAGAAACUAAUGAGCUCCUGAAGAUGUCCUAUCCAACGAAGGUGACGUUAAUUGGGGCAGUCCUGUUUGCCCUGCAGCAGAGCCAGUACCUCCCUCUGCAGACCCACCAACUUAUGCUGCUCUACACAGUCUUCAUUGUUCUCAACAAGACAAGGAUGAUGCUGUUGGGGUCUUCCUCCUCCCCCUUUGCCCCGGUAGAGGCUGCUCUGUAUCACGCACUCUUUGCCAGGCCUGCGGGGUACUGCCUGGCACCAAAGCAUGCUGAGACUACCUCAGUGAAGCACCAGUCUGCCCUUUCCCGCCCCAUUUCACACAGCCGAGGUAAAGACAGCCUCAAUGGUGCCGCGGUGGCUGAAUCCGACAGCCCUGACCACUCCAUCGAUCCAAAGGAAGGGAGUUCAUCUGCGACCAACGGCAAGGACCAAAUCAAGCAGAAGGACCAGGAAUGCUCUAAGAAGUGUGAUUAAAAAAAAAAAAAAGUUCAUACACUGGUUUUUUUUUUUGUUUGUUUAUUUGUUUCGAUUUGUUUUAAUUUCUUCCUCGUGAUUCUUUUUUUUGAGACUUAAAGCUGUGGACUGGGAAUAUCUGAGGAUUUAAAAUAAAGUGUAGCAAUGUUUUCAGAUUUCAGGGGUGAUAUAUUGCUGGUACUUUUCUAAUCUUGCAUUGCUGCAUGUUUUCUGUGGGGUUUGAUGAUGACUGGGGUUCAUUUGUGAACGCUCCUUCGCACCUUUUUAUCUCUGUGUGUUUACUCUGUGCUGUAUAUAUUUUGAUCCUAAGAGCUGUACUGCUUUUACAUUGAAAAUUCUAUGAUUGUUCUGAUAUUUUAUAUUAUUUAUACACAAGAAAAUGCAUUUAUGAAUGUUAUUAUUUCUGGAGGAAUGUAGCAUCUAUUGAUAUUGAAAUCUAUUGAAAUCUAUUGAAAUAAUAUCAAUAAUUUAAGUAAAUCCACUUGCAUUUAA
Molecule: messenger RNA, 1584 nt
Organism: Chanos chanos (milkfish)
Lineage: Eukaryota; Metazoa; Chordata; Actinopteri; Gonorynchiformes; Chanidae
Gene: tmem38b
Product: transmembrane protein 38B
Exons: 6
Coding region: 103-1092 (329 amino acids)
Biological process (GO): potassium ion transmembrane transport
Cellular component (GO): membrane
Molecular function (GO): potassium channel activity; identical protein binding
Source: RefSeq, a predicted model, not a curated record